Molecule: messenger RNA, 651 nt
Organism: Phytophthora sojae
Lineage: Eukaryota; Oomycota; Peronosporomycetes; Peronosporales; Peronosporaceae
Exons: 4
Coding region: 1-651 (216 amino acids)
Source: RefSeq, a predicted model, not a curated record
AUGGCAACAACGCUAAAGAAGUGUCUAAAGCUGCACAAGCUCUUCUUGGCCGAGGUGGCACGCAGCGCCAAGCUCGAGCCGGAGGGCUCCCAAGUGCUGUCGUCGCUGGCUAACGUGAGCCAGAGAGUUAUGGGAGUGUUAAGUUACUCUCGCAACACACAGGCGCUGUUGCUUCAGAAACACUUCUUGGCUUUAGAGAAAAGCAGGGGGUUCUUAACCGACAUCCUGCGCGACUACCAAGACCUGCUUCGUCACCUCCGCUCGUUUUCGAACGAGUGUGCGACGCUGGUGGAUGACGCGCUCAUUGAAGGGGGAAGUGCGGCAACAGUUGCAGAUGAAAUGGCAGCGGUAACUUUCCCCUUGCAGUUGCAGGAAUGGAUGGAGACCGUGCUGGCAAUGUUCGAGCACGAAGUGUUGCGCAAGACGAGGCUGGUCGCGGACCUGGAGUACAGUGAUACCGGGAGAUUGAGUGCGGCGGCCAAGCAAUGGAGUGCAAAAGGAGCGGUGGGCAACAUCGACCAUGACUACGUGGAAACAGGUUUGCAGUUGCCGCAAGCCAAGUCUUCGUCUGCUCAACAGUCUGCGGAUUCUGAAUCGGACUCGUCAAGGAGCAAGACCAAGAAGAAAAAGAAGAACAAGGCCAAGAAAUGA